Molecule: messenger RNA, 3036 nt
Organism: Mollisia scopiformis
Lineage: Eukaryota; Fungi; Ascomycota; Leotiomycetes; Helotiales; Mollisiaceae
Product: alanyl-tRNA synthetase-like protein
Exons: 6
Coding region: 1-2880 (959 amino acids)
Biological process (GO): tRNA modification; alanyl-tRNA aminoacylation
Cellular component (GO): cytoplasm; mitochondrion
Molecular function (GO): ATP binding; amino acid binding; nucleic acid binding
Source: RefSeq, a predicted model, not a curated record
AUGACGGGCGAACAUUCGAAAUGGACGGCGACGGUGGUUAGGAAGACGUUCUUGGAGUAUUUCGAGGGGAAGGCUCAUACUAUAGUCCCAUCGUCCUCUGUGGUACCCCACAAUGACCCGACUCUUCUCUUCACCAAUGCUGGAAUGAACCAGUUCAAGCCUAUUUUCUUAGGGACAGUUGGCAAGACGGAUGAUAUGGCACAAUUGAAGCGUGCGGUGGACACCCAGAAAUGUAUUCGUGCUGGAGGAAAGCAUAAUGAUCUCGAUGAUGUGGGAAAAGACAGCUAUCACCACACCUUCUUUGAGAUGUUGGGUAACUGGUCUUUUGGUGAUUACUUCAAGCAAGGAGCAAUUGAGAUGUCAUGGGAGCUUCUGACGAAAGUCUAUGGCCUGGACCCCGACAGACUUUAUGUGACCUACUUCGAGGGCGAUUCUGCUGCAGGUCUGGAACCAGAUCUUGAGGCUAAGGAAUUAUGGAAGAGCGUUGGUGUUAAGGACGACCACAUAUUACCCGGCAACAUGAAGGAUAACUUCUGGGAGAUGGGUGACCAAGGACCUUGCGGACCUUGCAGUGAAGUCCAUUACGACAGGAUAGGAGGUGGCCGAAAUGCUGCCCACUUAGUCAACCAGGAUGAUCCCAAUGUCCUCGAAAUCUGGAACAAUGUGUUCAUCCAAUUCGAUAGACAGAAGGACAGGUCACUGAAGACGUUGCCUGCAAAGCAUGUCGACACGGGUAUGGGCUUUGAAAGAUUGGUAUCAGUACUGCAAGACAAGUCCUCAAACUACGACACCGAUGUCUUCUACCCCCUAUUCGCCAAGAUCCAAGAGGUUACGGAGGCCAGACCAUACACCGAUAAGUAUGGAAAAGAUGAUGUUGACGGCAUUGACACUGCAUACCGUGUUAUUGCAGAUCAUAUUCGUUUACUAACCUUCGCCAUUUCGGAUGGAGGUGUGCCAAACAACGAAGGACGAGGAUAUGUAGUCCGUCGAGUAUUACGGCGUGGCUCCCGCUAUGCUCGCAAGUACUUCAACGCUGAGAUUGGCAGUUUCUUCUCUAAGAUUUUACCUGCCCUCGUGGAACAAAUGGGAGGCCAGUUCCCGGAGAUUGUCAAGAAGCAAGAAGAUGUUAAGGAGAUUCUGGAUGAGGAAGAAGAGGCAUUCGCAAGAACAUUAGAUCGUGGCGAGAAGAUGUUCGAGAAGUACGCUGCCUACGCCAUGAAGAAUAACACCAAGAAGCUUUCCGGUGCAGAUGUAUGGCGACUGUAUGACACCUUCGGAUUCCCCGAGGAUUUGACAAAGAUCAUGGCCGAGGAGAGAGGACUCGAGACAGAUGAUGCCGAGAUCAGAAUUGCGCAAGACAAGGCUCGUGAGGCCAGCAAGUCCGUCAAGGAGGCUGCACAUACAUUUGCCAAGUUGGAUGUACAUCAAAUUGCCGAACUCGACAAGAUUGGCGUAACAAGACCCAAUGAUGAUGCAAAGUUCUUCAAAGGCGAUAGUCUCGGCAAGAUUCAAGUUAUCUACGACGGAAAGGACUUCUUGAAAUCUACCGAGGGUCUUCCAUCGGACAAACCAUUCGGAAUUCUGUUAGACAAGACCAACUUCUAUGCAGAGCAAGGUGGUCAAGUCUUUGAUACCGGAAAGAUGGUCAUCGAUGAUGUUGCCGAGUUUAGGGUAUUGGAUGUCCAAGCUUACGGUGGAUAUAUUGUUCACAAUGGUUACCUUGAGUAUGGUCAUCUGAAGGCUGGAGACGAGGUCAUCUGCGAAUAUGACGAGCUUCGAAGACAGCCAAUCCGCAACAAUCAUACUGGAACUCAUAUUCUCAAUCACGCUCUGAGAGAACAUCUUGGCGAUGAUGUCAACCAGAAGGGAUCACUUGUUGACCAGGAGAAGCUGCGUUUCGAUUUCUCGCAUAAGGCUCAAGUCACUCUGGCAGAGCUGAAGAAGAUCGAAGACUCAUCAAACGCAUAUAUCAAGCAAAAUUGCGAGAUCUAUGCCAAGGACGUUGAUCUUGAUACUGCAAAAGGCAUCGAAGGCGUACGUGCUGUGUUCGGAGAGACCUACCCUAAUCCUGUUCGUGUCGUCUCAGUUGGUGUGCCGGUCGACGAGCUUCUCGAGAACCCAAAGAACCCGAAAUGGCGUGAAGUCAGUGUUGAAUUUUGUGGUGGUACUCAUGUAGACAAAACUGGUCUGAUCAAGGACCUUGUCAUUGUUGAAGAGAGUGGCAUUGCAAAAGGUAUCAGACGUAUCAUUGCUUACACUGGUGAUGCUGCACACGAAGUUCAGCGCCUCGCUAUCGAAUUCGGCAAGAGAAUCACCGAACUCGACAGCAUGCCUCAUGGUCCCGAGAAAGAGGCGGAGGUCAAGAUAACUCAGAAUGACCUGAAUCAGCUCACUGUUUCGACUCUUCAGAAGGAAGAUCUCAAGGCACGCUUCGCUAAGGUCCAGAAAGAUGUCUUGGACGAGCAGAAGAAAAAGCAAAAGGCAGAGUCAAAGACUGCGAUUGACACCGUAACUGGCCACUUUGCUCACCCAGACAACAAGGAGAGCAAGGUGUAUAUUGGUCAGCUUCCAAUCUCUGCCAAUGCUAGAGCAAUUGCAGAUGUCAUGAACCACUUCAAGAGCAAGGCUAAGGACAAGACUAUCUACUUGUUCGGAGGCAGUGAGACUGAAGGGGCCGUUGUGCAUGGCGUUUAUGUUGGCACUGAACACGCGUCCAAAGGCGUUACUGCUGAGCACUGGGCUGCCGCUGUUUCAGAAGUCGUAGGUGGUCGAUCAGGAGGAAAGGAGCCUACCAGAACUGGUCAAGGCACCAAUCCCGACAAGAUCGCGGAGGCAGUUGCUGUUGCAGAGAAAUGGUUUCAGGAAAAGUUGAAGCUUUGAGGAGUUAGUCCAUACCCCUUUUGACGAUUCUCUUUUCCUUUGGAGUCUUGAUGGAUGGAAAGAAGAUAUUUCCGAAAUGGAUGGCAGGUGGUAUGUAUUGUAGAGUGUAUUCACCUCUGGCGGUUAGCUAUAGGCGGAAUAUGAAUGAUUUGCUCA